This is a messenger RNA of Leishmania major strain Friedlin, 3279 nucleotides long. RefSeq lists its product as hypothetical. Lineage: Eukaryota; Euglenozoa; Kinetoplastea; Trypanosomatida; Trypanosomatidae. The record is from RefSeq and is a predicted model, not a curated record. The transcript has a single exon. Bases 1 to 3279 code for a protein of 1092 amino acids.
AUGAGUGAAGCUGGUGGCUAUUCGACCCUCCUCGAGCUAUGCACACACAUGAAUGCCGCGGCACCGGCACCGAGCAGGCAUGCCAGUCACUCUGAUGCCCCUUCCACUGAGUGCCUGUCCUCCUCGCCGCUAGCGGAGGCCUCCACCAUCAUGGCAGGGGCGAGCGCUGUCAACUCAAAGCCGAGUGGCUCCGUCGCUGCUGCUGCUGCUUCUGUCGCCUCACUUCCUCACUUCCACUUCCCGCCCGCCAAGCGGGCGCCCCAGUUCACCUCCCUCGUCUUCGACAGCGAGGUGGAGCAGGGACGGGGCGAUGAAAAGUUCGACUUGCACGCCAAAAAAGGGGUGACAGUGUCGUCUGCGCCAUUCAAUCCCAUGUCGCGGCGGGCGACGCUGCCCUUCACCGCGGCUGCCACCUGCCACGGCGUCGGAGGCGCAACCACGUCGGAAGGCGCCCUCCGGCUUGCCCUGCCGACUCUGGGGUGCAGCUCCAAGGCCAUUUGCGGACAGAACCCCACGCGUAGCGUGAAUCACACCAGAGUCGGGCUUGCACCAGCGAUGGUGGCUGACGAUGCACAUCAGCAGUGGCGCCUCGACCGACUCGCCUUCCCUGGCAGGGCGGUCGCGGGCGAGGAUGCCGCAGAAGACGCCGCUGUUGCUGAGCAAGGCAGACCUUCGCUGAUCGACAACCUCAUGAGCCCUGUCGGUGCCGUUUGCGGUGAUGGUGAAGACGGGCAAUCGAUCGAUGUGGCGAGCACGCCGGACUCAUUCAUCAGCGAAGCUGACACCUUUCUCGGUGCAGUGGAGAUGUCCGAUGAGGAGGACUACCUCUCGAACCUGGGUGCGACGAGGAGACCACGUGCCUCCUCCAGCGCCGACAGCGUGGCAACGGCGGCGGCCGACGUGUGUGCUCUUGGCAACGGCAUCGACUCCUCGCCGCCAUCCUGUGAGUGUGCAUAUAUGAGGGGCUGCCCAGACCCAAAUUGUGUCUCUCACAUGCUGGGCAUAACAGUGUCACCCAAGGCGGCGCAGACAGGGGUGCCGCCAAAAGCUUCUGCCCCUGCUGCGUCUGCGCAGUUCACGCACCAACGCUUGUCCUUGUCGACGCCUGGCCGAGGCACUUCGGCAACAACGAUUCUUAUCACGGCGGCCGCCACGCCGUCCGCCGCGCAUGCCGGAGAUGAUGUGCACCCGCCCGAAUCGUUCCCCGACGCGGGACAAGGUGCAGCCCCUUUUCCCCACAGCGACCGAGAGGACACGCGGAUGGGCGGGGAGGGCGUUCUCGACGUCAGCGGCGACCCCACUGCAGCGGCCUGCAUGCAGGCUAAACUUCCAUCGACUGCGCAUGACGCCUUAACGGUCCAGCACGAUGCGAGCGGUAGCGACGAGCAAAGUGCCCCCUGCCCCGGCGUGUCAGCUGUGGGAGUGGGAAUGUGCACUGAGCACGAUGCCAGACUAAGUUUCACAAUACCCAUCAACCUUCUCCAGCCAAACACGCUCCUGCUCACCGACACGAUAAGCGAGGUGUGCACGAGUUCCUUUGCCACGGUGACCACUAGCAAGUCUACCCAGGAGUCCUCCUCGUCGACGCAGCUGCUGGGCUCGCGUGAAGGUUCCAGCAUCGCUGCUAGCGUCUCGGCUCCGCGUUCGCUGCAGCAGCACAACUCCUUCGACAGAAGUAUCACCGGGCCCAAGCUGGGGAGUCCACUGCAGCUGACAGAGGAGCUGCAGGGGCAGAAGCAGGAGCCUCGGCACCCCUCGUCCUCUCCUCGUGACGCCUUCGGCAUCGACAAACAUAGCGCCUCCCAGGUGUCUGGCGGUGCCCCAGCCGCUGCGGUAACAGGUCCAUUGUCUUCACCGUCGCCGUUCUAUCGGUUAUCGCCGGGGUCCCCUUCAUCGCCACCAUUUGCGCUCGCGCAGCGCCGUGGCACCGUUGCUGCCUUUGCAGAAAUGGAGCUGCUUCCCAAGGAGGUCGUGGUGAAAAGGCGCGAGAUACCUGGCAAACAGAAAACCACCACCAUCAACGCUGUGCGGCCUCCUCGUUUACUGUGUAGGGGGCCGGACCGGGCAGCCGAGGACUGCCGCGAUCUUUCCGAUGCCGUACCCACAGCACCGGCCAUGGACAGCAGCAGCGAUGCACGAGCGCAUGCGGAGUCCCCAGGAGACGACGCCGACUUGGUGGACUCCGUCGGUGCAUUCUUCUCGGCUUUUCAGUCCAAACUAGGUAAGUGGAUGACCUGGGUGGGCCGCAAGUAUCAUGGUGUGGUGCGCCGCACUUCUGAUGCAGCCGGAGAAGAGCAGUCGUUGCCGCCGCCGCCGCCGCAGCAACCAUUGGAGUCGCCGCCGAGGCGCAGCUGCGCCCCUCAGAGGGAGUCGAAUGAUGGCUCCAGUGGACACCGCGUCUCUUUCUCACCCGGAGACAGUGCGGAGGCGGUCGACAGCGGCAGUGCAUCCUUCUACGAUGCUCGAUCCUUGAAGCGCAAGUCGUCGCACCUCUCUUUCGCCCCCUCGCUCAGCACGUCGCAGGUCAACUCAAGCUACGAUGGUGAGCGGUCGCGACACCCCGUGGUGGAGGAGGCGCUGUGCGGCCUGGCCACUCCGUGGAACGGCGGCGGAAACAGCACCUGGUACAGCGUGGGCUGGCAGGUGGAGCCACGAGGGACGGGGCGUGUGACUAACGGAUUCAUGCAGCUGCGCCGCUCCAUCACGGCGUCGCCGCAAUCGCCCUCGACUCGCGACUCGCCCUUCCCCACGCCUUCGGGAGAGCGGCUCUGCGGCUCGACGACGCCGCCGAACCUGUCCCUCUCUGCCGAGUCUCUGACAUCAACCUUUGAUGCGCUGACGACUCAGAUUUUCAGCGGGGGCGCCCUGCAGCGCCUCUCACGCAGCUUGGGCGAUGCCCUAAACAGCAGUGCCAGCGGCACCAGCAUGUCGGGCGACCAUUACAGCCUGUCAUUCCCUUCGUCCAACGACCGCCACAGCCGCAUGAGCGACUUUAACACAAGCGCCAUCGCCGACGACCGUUACCGCGACACCCUGUAUCGCCUCUUCCGCCAUCCCCCGAGCAGCCUCAUAGGCGACCUCACAGAGUGCUACGAGGCCUACAAGGCCAUGUCCACCUCCUCGAACGGACAUCACGUGCUGAACUGGGGCGAGCUCGGCCUUCUCCUGCAACCAGAGGACUACAUUGAUUACCGCGCUCUCUUCCCGCCCUACCAUUUCGUUACCUUUGACGACUUUGUAGAGUUUGUAGAGGUGCUGUCGCUGCGCUACCACCGUUGA